This is a messenger RNA of Mangifera indica (mango), 1731 nucleotides long. Its product is annotated as protein trichome birefringence-like 3. NCBI's taxonomy places the organism in Eukaryota, Viridiplantae, Streptophyta, Magnoliopsida, Sapindales, Anacardiaceae. Gene Ontology annotation, cellular component: Golgi apparatus. The transcript has 6 exons. Bases 253 to 1521 code for a protein of 422 amino acids. The record is from RefSeq and is a predicted model, not a curated record. Gene Ontology annotation, molecular function: O-acetyltransferase activity.
AUUUGCAAAAAGAAGAGGAGCCCAAGAUGCAAGCCUUUCAUCUUACCUGCUAACCUCUCUGACUAUUAACAAUUGUAUACACCAAAUCAAUGGAUGUAAAACCCAAAUCAUACAUGCCUUUAGCUUUACUCCUAAUCAACCUCCCCACCCCUUCAAAUUAAUAUCCCACAAUGACCAUUACCAUAACAAGAAUCACAACCAUCAUUCUCUUUCUUCUUCUCCCUUAAACCUCAAACUUCUCCUGGAGCCACAAUGAAACACUCUAGAGGAAAACUACCACUCUCCAUCAUCACUGUUGCUGUUUGUAGUCUUGCAUUUGCAGCUCUCUUUUACACUGAAAGAAUUACUUUACUUUCUUCCACCUCUAUUUUCAAGCUUACAUCCUGUUCCAGAAGAAGUGCUGCUGUUUUGAAACCCAAGCAUAAAGAUGCGGAGGACAAAAUUUACAACAAUGAACUAGAUGACAGAUUUGACUUCGACCCAGAAGAAUGCAAUGUUGUUAAUGGGAAGUGGGUAUUUAACACUUCAAUCAAGCCUUUGUAUUCCGAUAGAACUUGUCCAUAUCUUGAUAUGCAAGUGUCUUGUGUCAAAAAUGGGCGGUCUGAUUCUGACUACCGUCACUGGGAAUGGCAGCCAGAGGACUGUACUUUGCCGAGAUUCAAUCCAGAAGUUGCCCUUAAAAAACUUCGGAACAAGAGGUUACUUUUUGUGGGAGAUUCACUACAAAAAGGUCAAUGGCAAUCUUUUGUUUGUAUGGUUGAAUCCAUUAUUCCUGAAGACAAGAAAACAAUGAAACGAGGUCACUUUCAUACUGUUUUCAAAGCUAAGGAAUAUAAUGCUACUAUUGAAUUCUAUUGGGCUCCAUUUCUGAUUGAGUCCAACACUGAUCUCCAUAUUAUCGGAGACCCAAAAAAGAGGAUUUUAAAAGUGGAUUCAGUUGCCAAGCACGCCAAACACUGGCUUGGAGUUGACAUCCUUGUGUUUAAUACUUAUGUUUGGUGGAUGAGUGAUCUUACACAUAAGGCACUAUGGGGUUCAUUUUCAAAUGGGCAAGAAGGUUUUGAAGAACUGGACGCACCUGUUGCUUAUAGAAUUGGGCUGAAGACAUGGGCGAACUGGAUGGAUUCAAAUAUAAAUCCCAAUAACACUCGCGUCUUUUUCACAACUAUGUCCCCUACACACACAGUAAGCAUGGACUGGGGCAACAAGAACGGGACAAAAUGCUACAAUGAAACAAAGCCAGUGAUGAAGAAGAAGCACUGGGGAAGCGGCUCUGAUAAAAGAAUGAUGAGUGUGGUGGCUGAUAUAGUGGGAAAAAUGAAAGUUCCUGUUUCAUUUAUCAACGUAACACAAAUUUCUGAAUACAGAAUCGAUGGUCAUGCUUCAGUUUACACAGAAACAGGGGGCAAGCUUUUGACUGAAGACCAAAAAGCUGACCCUCUUCACUAUGCAGAUUGCAUACAUUGGUGUUUGCCAGGAGUCCCUGACACCUGGAAUCAAAUAUUAUUAGCAUCCUUAUAGCUCAAGAAACCCAAUUACACACACUAAAAAUUCCUCCUUGUAUAUGUGCCAAGCUCUCAGUAAAGCUUUUCCUUUUCUUUUGGGGUCAAAUUCUGAAACUCAUAUAUUUAUUUUCCAUUUUUUGUAGCUUGUUUUUGUGGGUUUGUAGUUGCUAACUAAAGUUCUAAAUCAAAGUAUGUAACUGUGAAUGAAAUUUUCUCAUCAGCCAAA